AUGACGCAGCCUCUGGUCGAGUUCACUGUUCACAACUUUUCCAAUGCCAGCGAGGCCAGCUUGUCGCUUCCGUCCUCUUCCGCCCUCCGUGAUGAGGCUCGCAAGCUUGUCGAGUGCGUUCAGGAUACAGAUGGGUGGAGGUCUGUCUUUAUUGCUUCGCAGGAUGAGAGUCCUCGGUUCGCGCUCAGAAACGCGUACCAGUACGUCUACGAUCCACCCGCUAUAAAAUACGACAGCCAACGACUCGGUAUUGAAAACCUAAAGUCCUGGGGAGAACCACCGGAUGCCGACGAACUAGUCCCUAUGGAGGAUCUCGAGCCCUUCCACAGCACGGACCUACGAGAUCCCGAACCGCCAGAGGCUUCCCAGCCCCAGAUCCAUGCUAGACCAACUCUGGAGCUGGAGGAUACAUCCGUCCUCGAGGAGCGUCCUCUAAAAAGACCUCGGCUAGACAUUGAACCGCUAUACGAUCUCAUACCCCAGCCCCACUACCAUUCGAUACCAUCCGGAAAAUACGACCCCUUCAAUCCAGAGCGUUGCCCGCCCUUUCCGAAGCGCCCGGCCGUCCCCGUCCCGCCGCAGACGCAGGAGGCCGUCGUGGCCGUGCUCGAGCAGCCAUACGCACGCGUCGCGUGGGUCAUUCCCGUACGCGGGGACGUGCCGUACGAGGGCGCGACAGAAGCUCGCCUCCUGCUCGCGCCCGGGGCGCCCGCAUCCCAUCCAAGUCUUCCAACUGAUCAUGGGGCUGAAGACGAGUAUGACUCGGUUCUGCCCAGCGCGCCGGACACAGACCUGGGUAGAGACGCGCGCAUAACGUGGACGCGCGCGGCCGUCCUCGACUUCUGGACGUUUCUCCUCCGCAUGCAGCAGGCCAAAUACACAGGGCCGACCGCCGUAUCGUUUCACCCCGCCUCGCCCGACCCGAUGCGCUCCCUCUCCCUCCCUCCCUCGGCGAGCGCGUUUCGCAGCCAGAGCAGAUGGGACGAUACCUCAGCCACGAUCUCCCAAGUGCCGUCGACCGAGGAGUCGGAGUCGAGAGCGCACGAUCUCACAGAGGCGUGGCGCAAGACGCGCCUGCAGUCUGCGGACUACGUCAAGGUGUUCCACGACGCUGCGUACACGCGAUAUCUCAGGAAUAUCCUCGACGCGUACUGGUUCGGUGCGGGGCACGAGGGGGAGCCGAAGCCCGACGACGCGAUGGACGUGGAUCGGCCGGGCCCCAAGAUCAAGCCUCUGAGGGGAGCCAGGCUCGCGCUGCUUGAUGAUCGAGGUCGGGGGCUGCUCGUUUGGUAG
Messenger RNA from Coniophora puteana RWD-64-598 SS2, 1293 nucleotides. RefSeq lists its product as uncharacterized. The coding region runs from base 1 to 1293 and encodes 430 amino acids. The record is from RefSeq and is a predicted model, not a curated record. Lineage: Eukaryota; Fungi; Basidiomycota; Agaricomycetes; Boletales; Coniophoraceae. The transcript is spliced from 3 exons.